AGUGAGUUGUGGGGGUUUAAGGAGAAGCCGGAGACUAAGAAGGUUUCUCAGGGCCUCCUUCCUGCUGUCUCUUCAGCUUGAGUUUUUGGUUUCUGCAUGCUCUGCUCCCCCAGCCUGGAGGGUUCUGGGGUAUUCACCUGGUCCCUUUCUUUUACCUUUUUGUGGCAGGUCCAGCCUUUUCUUCCAACGUGGUUGGCUGAGCCAAGCUGUGUCAGAAAAAAUGUCACUGAAGAUCUUGUUCCAAUCGAGGACAUCCCGGAGGUCCACCCUGACCUGCAGAAGCAGCUGCGGGCACAUGGCAUCUUAUCCUACUUUCCAGUCCAGGCAGCUGUGAUUCCUGCCCUCUUGGAGAGUGCGGCCAAUGGGUUUUUAGUGGGCAGAGGUGGCUACCAGCCCAGUGAUCUCUGUGUUUCGGCCCCAACAGGCAGUGGGAAGACGCUGGCCUUUGUCAUCCCUGUGGUGCAGGCACUUCUGCAGCGAGCAGUGUGCCACAUCCGUGCCCUGGUCGUGCUGCCCACCAAGGAGCUGGCCCAGCAGGUGAGCAAAGUGUUCAACAUCUACACAGACGCUACACCUCUGCGGGUUGCUCUGGUUACUGGACAGAAAUCAUUGGCCAAGGAGCAGGAGAGCCUCAUCCAGAAAACAGCAGAUGGCUACCGCUGCCUGGCUGAUAUUGUGGUGGCCACCCCUGGCCGCCUGGUGGACCACAUCGACCAGACUCCAGGAUUCAGCCUCCAGCAGCUCCGCUUCCUGGUUAUUGACGAGGCUGACCGCAUGAUAGACAGCAUGCACCAGUCCUGGUUGCCGCGGGUGGUGGCGGCAGCCUUCCAGAGCGAGUGCCCUGCAGACCCCUGUGCUCUACUCCAGAGAAAGCAGCCCCUGGCAGUAACCACUGCUAGUACCUGCUAUCCCCAGAUGCCUCUGCAGAAGCUGCUCUUUUCGGCCACUCUGACCCAGAACCCCGAAAAGCUGCAACAGCUUGGCCUUUACCAGCCUCGGCUUUUCUCCACGGGGCUGGCACAGAAGGGACCCAGGGACACAGACAGCGACAUGGAUGGGGAUUCAGGUGGGAAGUACACCUUCCCUGUAGGACUCACGCACCACUACGUGCCCUGCAGCCUCAGCUCCAAGCCACUGGCCAUCCUGCACCUGAUCCUGGAAAUGAAUUUCUCACGGGUCCUCUGCUUCACCAACUCCCGAGAGAACUCCCACAGGCUCUUCCUGCUAGUGCAAGCUUUCGGAGGUGUGAGCGUGGCUGAGUUCUCCUCCCGCUACGGGCCCGGCCAGAGGAAGACAGUCUUGAAACAGUUUGAACAGGGAAAGAUCCAGCUCCUCAUCAGUACCGACGCCACCGCCCGAGGCAUCGACGUGCGGGGUGUGGAGCUGGUGGUCAAUUACGACGCUCCCCAGUACCUGAGGAUCUACGUGCACCGGGUUGGGAGAACAGCCCGAGCUGGGAAAACUGGACAGGCCUUCACACUGCUUCUGAAAGUGCAGGAGAGGAGAUUCCUGCAGAUGCUGACAGAGGCUGGGGUGCCCGAGCUGGAGCGACACGAGGUCUCCAGUGAGCUCCUGCAACCGCUAGUGCCUCAGUAUGAGAAGGCCCUGUCCCAACUGGAGAAGACCAUCAAGGAAGAGCGAAAGCAGAAGGUGGCCUAGCCUGGGGCUUGGAGGACCAGAACGAUUGAGCCUUUUGUUCCCUCCUGCUGGAUAGCAGUCACCAUCUUUACCCUCCUGGAAAAACCCUGAGCACUGGGUGCUGCAUGUGAGCAAAAGAUAUUCCUCGGGGUUUGUGAGGAAGCAGCCUGCAGUCAGAGCCCAGAACAGAGGUGUGUUCUAGAAGCUUAGGCUCAGUCCUGAGACUUAAUGAACUGUCACUUGCAUAGCUUGAGGCAGCAGAAGUUGGGCCUGAGGUUGGGUCAGUCUUUUUGAAAAUAAAGCUUUAUUUUAGUAAAACUGUGAAGACUACCGCAGAACUGGUGGAAUGGCAUCUAGGGUUAGCCUAGAGCUGAUUUUACAGACUUAGCUCUUCUAGAAAUUUCAGCAUCUUCACCAUUUUGCGUGGGAAAAGUUGCCCUAAGCGUCCCUUGCUCAGGUCCCUGGGUGUGAGGUGGCUGUGCCAGCACAGUCUUGCUUUUACCAAAAAUAUUUAGAAACAUGCGUAGACUCUUCCCUGGCCCCCACCAUUUGCAACCCCAGGAAGGAGAGGUGUUCUUGAGAAAAUGUGUCCAGCACUACAAGUACCGUAAACCAGAGAAAGCAGCUGUGUAGUCAAUAGUAUUUUACUUUGUGAUUAUUACCCAUGUAUAAAAUAAACGCACGGCAUGAGAAAGUCUUUGUUACAAAUGUACUGGAAACAAGCUUUAGAUGCACUGAUUACUAUUUAUAAGAAUGCUUUGUAAUGAAUAUUUUAUGUACUAAAAUUAAAGCAAACUUUU
This is a messenger RNA of Galeopterus variegatus (Sunda flying lemur), 2438 nucleotides long. RefSeq names its product DEAD (Asp-Glu-Ala-Asp) box polypeptide 51 (gene DDX51). The coding region runs from base 97 to 1659 and encodes 520 amino acids. The record is from RefSeq and is a predicted model, not a curated record. Lineage: Eukaryota; Metazoa; Chordata; Mammalia; Dermoptera; Cynocephalidae. The transcript is spliced from 13 exons. Gene Ontology annotation, molecular function: ATP binding; nucleic acid binding. Gene Ontology annotation, cellular component: nucleus.